CACACCUGACAUGGGACAAAGCUUCACCACUCCGCCUCACUGCGUUAUCUUAUCGCCUAUUUCACCUCACUACACCCAACUACAUCCCCGUCUCGUAACUUAACAGCUAACCGCUAUUAAACAACAGCUUAUCAUGGUACUUCGCACUUCAAGUCUCCUUACCAAAUCGUCCUCUCACCCUCCCCUCCCCUUCCCAGCUCUCUCCGCCCUCGCAUCCCGCUACCAGAAAGCAACCCAAUCUGCCCCUCCCCCCAUCCUCUCGCUCACCGGCCGCUACCUCGCCUUCCUGUACCACCUCAUCUCCACCCUUAUCGCCGCACCGCACUGCUACGCCGUCGUAGUCGUCGAUGCAGACUACCGCUUUGAUGUGACACGUAUCGUUGUCCGAAAUAGCAAUGAUAAUGGCAGCACUAGCGGUGCCUCGUUCCAAAAUCCGCAGUCAGACGACGGGAAGGUGAAAGUGAGCAGCUCUUACCCCGCCACCACGCAAGACCUGAAGCACCUCUACGUCUACCGCCCUGCCCGCUCACCGGCCGCUGUCAAGGCUGCGGUGUCGUCUGCAGCCGAAUACAUGUUGUACGCGGCGCACGGGAGUCGGGAUCGGGCCUGGUGGGGAACCGUUGUCAUCAACGGUACUGGGGGCGACGUGAAUGCGAUUUGGAAGGGCUGGCUUGAGGUCAGGCGGGAGGAGAUUGCUGGGUUCGGGGUGGGUAUGUGUGUGGAGGAGGCGCUUAAGGAGCGGGAGAAGAGGCAGGCUACUGCGGAUGCGCGUGGGUGGGAGGCGGUUGCGGCUGGGGGUAGAUUGGGGGUGUAUCGGUGGGAUGGGUGACGUUGGUCGGCGAUCCGAGGUCAUGGAAUGAGCUGUAUGGGAAUUUUUCAGACAAGGUCGUCGAGAUGUUUGAACACGGUAAGAUGGAACCCACGAGGGUUGCUGGGCACGUGGGCCAUAGUUAUGUUCAGUCAAUUCCAUGAUGUUGAUUCGAACGGCUAGCCGAUUCGCUGUAUGUAAGUAGCUCACUAAUAUCACUACUGAGAUGCCGAUCGCAGUGCAUAAUUACAAGUUUUUAGGAGUCCUGCGCU
Messenger RNA from Pseudomassariella vexata, 1080 nucleotides. RefSeq lists its product as uncharacterized. The transcript has 2 exons. The coding region runs from base 134 to 829 and encodes 231 amino acids. Lineage: Eukaryota; Fungi; Ascomycota; Sordariomycetes; Amphisphaeriales; Pseudomassariaceae. The record is from RefSeq and is a predicted model, not a curated record.